Messenger RNA from Lates calcarifer (barramundi perch), 3166 nucleotides. Its product is annotated as type II inositol 3,4-bisphosphate 4-phosphatase-like. The record is from RefSeq and is a predicted model, not a curated record. Lineage: Eukaryota; Metazoa; Chordata; Actinopteri; Centropomidae. Gene Ontology annotation, cellular component: cytoplasm. The transcript has 24 exons. Gene Ontology annotation, molecular function: phosphatidylinositol-3,4-bisphosphate 4-phosphatase activity.
GUCUCAGUGAGAGGUUUUGUCGACUGAGGGGAAACCUGCUGUUCAUCCUGAAGAAACAGGGUGGUGAGCUGGAGGAGGUGCUGCUGUUGGAGAGAUGUGAGGUUAUGAAGCUUCCUGACGACAACAGACGACUGGCUGUCAGUUUUGAGAGCGGCGACCCUCCCGUGCUCCUUCAGUCCAGCAGCUCUGCAGAGUGUGCGUCGUGGCUCGUCGCCCUCAGAGGCGCCAACGCGAGUCACUGCGGAGACGCAUCACACACCUCGCCACGCUCAUUAACGCACACACUGCACAGCACACACACACCGCUGCACACUGUGACACAAGCCUGGAAAAUGACGGAGAUACAGGUGGAGUCAGAGCUGCUGUUAAAGUCUCUCCACUGCACCUGAGUGUCGAGUGUCGAGUUGGAGCUGCCACAGGAGUUCAGAUUCAAGUUUUUGUGAUCAACCCAAACACUCACACAGUCAGGAAGCACUGCUGCUCCGAGAUAGUGAAGGGACCGGACGAGAGUAUGUUUGUAACAUCUGUGUGUUUCCGUGGCGACUACCCGCUCUACCAUGACAGCAGGAUCAAAGUCACGGUUUACCACGCACAGGAGCCGACAACACACAACACAAGGAGCUUUCUGGGUUUCACUUCCUUCUCCAUCAGAGAUCUGCUCAGGUCCAAGGAGCCUCACGUCUCUGUUAGCCUCAGGACGAUGGAUGGCGUGAACGAGGUCGGGGAGGUGAAGGUGUCCCGUCUGCAGAUGGAGGGAGAUGGCGAUGAUAAAACUCCUCCUGAACACAAGUGUCCUGCUUUAUGUGACAGUCUUCACAGUUCAGUCCACGACAAAGAAAACAGUCCGAUGAUGAGAGCUGUGCUGUGCGCUCAGGUGUGUAAAGUGUACAGGUUUCAGACGGAGGAUCAGCGAUGGCUACUGGUCAGGGAACAGCUGUCAGAGACGCCACUGUCCUUCUCUUUACCCAAACAGCUGCUGAGCGCGCUCAUACGUGAACACACAAACAGGGUCCAGGAGGUGAAGGAGCUCGGUGACCUUUCACCCCACUGGGAUGGGCUCCGCCACGAUGUCAUCAACCACUGUAACUACCUGAUUGGCUGCUAUCAGGAGACACUCGCCGAGCUCCGACAAACUCUCAGGUGAGGUCAAUUAAAAGUGUCAUCCUGCUUCAAGUCGAGCGGUAGCAAAUCUGACAGACACCUUCAGUUCGUUCCAACCAACCUGCACUCUCAGAGGAUGGAGGUCAUCAAUCCAGACAGAACAGGUGUGUGGUAUGAGGUUAUAACCUUCGGUGCUCCGGCUGAUCACCACCAGGCCUUUAAACAUGGCGGACUGAGACGACUGCUCAGCAAACACUCAAACCACAGGGACAGCUCCGUCUCUUACUCUCAGGACGAGAGCUCCAGAGCCAGGGAGCUGCUGGCCAGCGUGGCCCAGCUGCAGCCUCUGGUGUUCGGGCUCGCUGAGGAGCUGCUGUCCGUCUCUCUGGAGCUGAACACCGCUCGACUGCAGCAGGUGCUGGAUGGCCUGACUCAACAGACGGAGCAGUUUGUUCACGCGCUCAAAGACGAGCUGGUGAAAAGCGCCCUGUUGGCGAUCCACAAGCAGUGCACCGCCAACUCCAACAGCAGCCACGUUCACAGCAACGGGUUGCUCUGUGACACCUCGUCAACCAAUCAGGAGGGAGAGCCUUCGCUUGAUGUUUACAAACGUGACACGGAGUACGACGAGGAGGAGUGGGACAGGGCGUGGGCGAACGUUGCCAAGAGCCUCAACUGCAUCAUCGCCAUGGUGGACCGGCUGCAGGGGCGAGAGGAGCGUCCUCAGGAGCUGACAUCAGCAGAGCAGCAGGAAUCCACGGGGGACACAAACUCUCACAACACGGCCUCGCCUUCCUCCUCCUCCUCGGCGUCCUCCUGGCAGGAGCAGCUGCUCCCUCUGGUGGUCACUCUUAGGGACUGCGUCCGUGAGGCUGUGGGGAAGGCGCGAGCCGCCAUGACCUUUGUUGUCCUGCAGGGGGCGGUGGCUCCCACUGUCGACCGGGGACCUGCACAGAUCGCACAGAGACGCCACGCCGUCUUCAGCCAGGCGCUCUCAGCAGUGGUUUGUGGUUUCAUGUUGAAGCUGUAUGGAGGUCUGGAGGAUCCUGAGUUCCUGCAGCAGCUUCUCUCUGUAGGAGUCCUGGCUCAGUUCGAAAGCCUGCUCAGCACCUACGGUGACGAGGUGGGGAUGCUGGAGGACAUGGAGGUGGGCGUGGCCGACCUGAGCGAAGUUGCGUUCGCUGUCACUGAGGCUAAAACAGAGCAACCGGACGACCUGCUGCCAACGCUCAGGGGAACAUGGGGCAGUUUUGUCGUCGAGGUCCCGUUGACCACGGAGAUGUUUGGGCCGUUGCCACAGGAGCUGAAAGAGGGGCGUUUGAUACGAGUUCAUCCUGUUCUCUUCAACAUUGGGAUCAACCAGCAGCAGAGUCUGGCUGAGAGGUUUGGUGAUAGCUCGCCGCAGGAGAGAGUGAAUCAACAGAGCUGUGAGCGCCUUAAAGCUUAUUGUGACAAGCUGAGAGACAAACUCCCUGACGUGGCUGGUAUCCAGUCACUAUCAGACCUGUUGUUGUCUCUGGACCGAAGCGUAGAAUCCAGGAAGAGGAAGAACGUGGAGGUUCUGUGGAUCGCUGCGAUGGUGUGUCGUAAAGUGAACGGCGUUCGUCUGACGAGCUGUAAGAGCGCCAAGGACCGGACGGCGAUGUCGGUGACGCUGGAGCAGUGUGUGUUACUGAGGGAGCGACACACACUCGGCCAACAGCACUUCAGCACCGCACUCGACUGCAUGAGGAGGGAUGGCUGCAGGAUGGAGAACGUACAGAAGAACGUGGGCAGCAGGAAGUUCGCCUUCAGCAGCGUCCAGCUCCUCACCUUCCCCAAACUGUACCGACCUCCAGACGGCAGCUACGGAUCGACCCACUGACCGAUGCUUGUUUCAGCUCCUGUACAGUUUGUUUUAUCUGUGCUGUGAUUUAUGUGAAUGUAAAGUUAAUGUAAUGACCCUCUGUACUGUUCACUGUGGCUGCAGGUGUUUGAUUUACAAACAUGUUUCUGUAAUAAAUGAAUACUUGAUUGUUUUCUGUCAAAUAUAAAAUAAAUUAAAUCCAAUGGAUUCAUACCUGAA